AGUCUACAGAAGUAUGUUAGUACGGCAACGUGUUAGUAUAGAAAUAAAAGCAGUGAGAGAAUACCCAUUCUACCAUGUCAAUAGAUACGGGAAGUUGAGAGACGAAAGAAUGUGUCAGAGUCAACAUCUUUCGCGACUCUGAGGGAUAGCGAGAAGAUGUGGUGAAAAUGGCUCCUUUUCUGCUGCAAAGAUAUCGAGAGAUAGAUGCGCCGUCUUAUCGAUCUGCCUAAGACUACUUGGAAAUGCUUCUUUUGAGGGAAAAUAUAAUCUUCAAAUGGACGGAACAGGCGCAGGCCGACCUAGAGCCUUAUGAGAUCGGAAUACUGCUAUGCGAGACACCAUGACUGGCUUGUAGUAAACAAUAUCGAAAUGAUCUCGAAGCCGUGUUCGAUGCGAAAUGUGACUUCAAACGUAUGCUGGACCCCUGUAUCUCACCAUCGCCGUCAAAGCUGCGGAGCUAAAACGCGGAGCUAACGAAAGCGGAGCAGGAAAUAAGGAGGCUGUAGCAACAACGCUGAGCGCAGCUAAAGGAAACUUUCACAACGGCCGCGAAGAAGUUCAUCAAUAUCAACCCUUUUUGAGCUGAGACUUUGCUUGGGUGAGGCAACUUGCAGAUUCGGAAGUACGUAGGUUGGAGCAAGAGAAAUUUAUAACGAAUACAAUCAUCAUGGCAUACCGAAACGUAACGAUGUUUCAAUUAGGUGCAUAUCUGGAUUAAGGGAGCUCUCGUAGGUCCAAUCCGAAUCGACUAGCGUCGCCAUAUCUGGACUAGGACUGAACUACUGGAGUCGAAAACUGACACAUCCUCGAAGUAUCUACUUCUUACUUAAUCGUCUACCCAACCCCAAGCGAGAAAUUGACGUCCAGCAUCCCCACUCUUCACAAUGAACUGGUUUACAUAAAUGGCUUGCAGUCACUUGACUCAUUUGGACAGAUUGGUACCCGUAGUGGGAAGCAGCAAAAACUAAUAUAUUCGAAGUACUAGCCCUGCGCAGGCAAACGCCC
Molecule: messenger RNA, 1005 nt
Organism: Amoebophrya sp. A25
Lineage: Eukaryota; Dinophyceae; Syndiniales; Amoebophryaceae
Source: the annotation of a GenBank genome assembly